Molecule: messenger RNA, 3819 nt
Organism: Knipowitschia caucasica
Lineage: Eukaryota; Metazoa; Chordata; Actinopteri; Gobiiformes; Gobiidae
Source: the annotation of a GenBank genome assembly
AUGAUCGUGACUGUGCGCAGACAACUAAACCUUAGCUUUGAUGAUCUGCCGAGUUUGAAUGAUGAACCAAGACACGUGGUCAUUAUAAUGAGGAGUCGCAGUAACUCGGGAGUACGCCUUGAUGUUUAUGCCCGGCUGGUGCAUGAGACGAUCCUAUGCCAUCAGAGCCCAGUGACCGGCCUGCUGCCUGCCAGUGCCCAGCAGAAGGAUGCCUGGGUGCGGGACAACGUCUACAGCGUCCUGUCCGUGUGGGGGCUGGGAAUGGCAUAUCGCAAAAAUGCAGACCGAGACGAGGACAAGGCCAAAGCGUAUGAGCUGGAGCAGAGUGUGGUGAAGCUGAUGCAAGGUCUUCUUCAGUGCAUGAUGCGACAGGUGGCGAAGGUGGAGAAGUUCAAACACACCCAGAGCACAAAGGACUGUCUUCAUGCCAAAUACGACACGCCCACCUGUGCCACGGUGGUGGCUGAUGACCAAUGGGGUCAUCUGCAAGUGGACGCCACCUCCAUCUACCUGCUCACUCUGGCCCAGAUGACCGCUUCAGGUCUUCGCAUCAUUUCAAACCUCGAUGAAGUCGCGUUCAUUCAAAACCUCGUCUUCUACAUUGAGGCUGCGUAUAAAGUAGCAGAUUACGGCAUGUGGGAACGUGGAGACAAAACCAAUCAGGGCAUUGCUGAGCUGAAUGCCAGUUCAGUGGGAAUGGCCAAGGCGGCUCUAGAGGCCAUAGAUGAGCUGGAUCUCUUCGGUGCUCACGGAGGACCCAAAUCUGUGAUCCACGUCUUACCAGAUGAAGUCGAACACUGUCAGUCCAUCCUGUGCACCAUGCUGCCGAGAGCUUCACCGUCAAAAGAGAUCGACGCUGGUCUGCUGUCCGUCAUUUCCUUUCCUGCUUUUGCUGUUGAAAACGCAGAGCUGGUGUCUAUAACAAAGUCAGAGAUCAUUAACAAACUUCAGGGACGCUAUGGCUGCUGUCGUUUUAUCAGAGAUGGAUAUUGCUGUCCCAAAGAGGACCCCACGCGGCUGCACUAUGACCCAGCGGAGCUCAAACUGUUUGAGAAUAUUGAGUGUGAGUGGCCCCUGUUCUGGACCUACCUCAUUCUGGACGGAAUUUUCUCUGGAGAUCAUGGACAGGUGGAAGAAUAUCGAGAGGCACUAGAGGGAAUUUUGAUCAGACAGAAGAACGGUAUAAAACUCCUGCCUGAGCUGUAUUCAGUGCCACACGACAAGGUGGAUGAGGAGUACAGGAACCCGCACAGUGUGGACCGUGUGUCUUUGGGGAAGCUGCCUCACAUGUGGGGACAGUCUCUCUACAUACUGGGCUGUCUGCUGGCUGAGGGUUUCUUGGCACCAGGAGAGAUCGACCCACUCAACAGGAGAUUCUCUACUAAUGUCAAACCAGAUGUUGUUGUACAGGUUUGUGUUUUGGCCGAAACAGACGAGAUCCAGGAGCUUCUCGGUGACCUCGGGUUUACGGUGCAGAAGAUGGCGGAGGUUCAACCGAUUCGAGUUCUUCCGGCACGACUCCUCAGCCACAUCUAUGUCCGGCUCGGACAGUGUAAAAAACUGAAUCUCAGCGGGAGGCCGUACCGACACAUCGGCGUUUUGGGAACAUCAAAGUUUUACGUAAUCCGAGACAGAUCCUAUAUAUUCACUCCACAGUUUUUGGAUCAACACCACUUCUACCUGGCGCUGGACAACCAAAUGAUUGUGGAGAUGUUGAGGACAGAAGUGGCGUAUCUGUCGUCCUGCUGGAGGAUGACGGGACGCCCCACUCUCACCUUUCCCAUCACACGCAGCAUGCUAGUUGACGAUGGAGACGCCAUAGAUCCUUGCAUCAUCGCAACCCUUCGGAAACUACAAGGUGGCUACUUCGUUGGAUCACGAGUGCAGAUGUCCGACUUGUCCAGUUUCCAGACCACAUCGUUUCAUACUCGCCUCAGUUUCCUUGACGAAGGAAAUGAUGAGUUUGAGGAAGACGUGGAUGAUGAUGAGGAUGAGGAGCUCGGGGGAGACACUUACGACGCCUAUGGGACGUCGGAAAACUCAACGGACAUCUUUGACCAGUACUUGAUGCAGCUUUUACACAGCACUACCACAAAGAGCCACCUCCCUCCCAUCCAGCGGGGGCAGCACCAUGUCUUCAGCGCCGAACACACCACUCGAGACAUUUUGUCUUUAAUGGCCAAAGUCCAGGGCAUCGACAUACCGCAGUCCUCCAUGUAUCUCCCCAUCACUCCAGCCAUGACCACCAGAAAACACAGGAAGACCCUGAACUUACUGGAGGUGCCUCAUCUAAACCACGGACCCCACUCCAAACAGCAGAAGCAUCACAGUGAAGCUGAUCUGCACCUGCCACGAGACGCUCAGGGGAAAACGGACUUCUCCACUUUAGUGCAGCAGCUGAAGGAAUGUCCCACUCUGCAGGACCAGGCCGACAUCCUCUAUGUGCUCUACCUGAUGAAAGGUCCGGACUGGCCCGUGGAGCUGUCUGGUCCGGGUAAGGGGGGAGUGAGUGUCCGCGUGCUGCUGGAGGAGCUCUACGUUGAGGCCGGAGCCUCCAAAGAGUGGGGUCUGAUCCGCUACAUAUCUGGGAUGCUCCGGAAGAGGGUGGAGGUCCUGGCUGAGGCCUGCACUGACCUGAUCUCCCACCACAAACAGCUGACAGUUGGACUUCCUCCGGAGCCCAGAGAGAGAGUCAUCACUGUGCCGCUCCCUCCAGAAGAACUCAAUGAUCUCAUUUAUGAAGCCAGUGGACAGGACAUCAGCAUCGCUGUGCUCACUCAGGAGAUCAUGGUAUACUUGGCCAUGUACGUGCGCUCUCAGCCCUCUCUGUUUGGAGACAUGCUGAGGCUGCGGAUCGGACUCAUCAUGCAGGUCAUGGCCACAGAGCUGGCACGCAGCCUCCACUGCUCUGGCGAGGAGGCGUCCGAGAGUCUGAUGAGCCUCAGUCCUUUUGGGAUGAAGAAUUUGCUCCAUCACAUCCUCAGUGGAAAAGAGUUUGGAGUGGAGCGCAGUGUGCGUCCGAUCCAGUCCACUGCCACCAGUCCUGCCAUCUCCAUCCAUGAGAUCGGCCACACAGGUGCCACCAAAACUGAACGCACCGGGAUUCACAAACUCAAGAGUGAAAUCAAACAGCUCGAUGGCUCUCGUCCCAUCAGUAUCAUCAGCGGAGGUCAUUCGUUGAGUAGCACUGUCACUUCUCCGCGAUCGACGCGCUGCAGCAGUCCAUCCACCCCCAGCGGGAUCCUGUCUCCGGUCAGCUCGUGCCCAGGCGAGGGGCAGCUAGUCUGGGAGGACCGGCAGGGGCAGUGGCUGAGACGCCGCAGGCUGGACGGGGCCAUCAACCGGGUCCCCACUGGAUUCUACCAAAGAGUGUGGAGGAUCCUGCAGAAGUGCCACGGCCUGUCCUUCGAUGGAUAUGUGCUGCCCUCCUCCACCACUAGAGAGAUGACGAUCGGAGAGAUAAAGUUUGCGGUACAGGUGGAGUCCGUGUUGAACCACGUCCCGCAGCCCGAGUACCGGCAACUGCUGGUGGAGACCCUGAUGGUGCUGGGGAUGGUCGCUGACGUGGACGUGGACUCCAUCGGGAGCAUCAUCCACGUCGACCGUAUUCUGCAUUUGGCAAAUGACUUCUUCCUCAACGACCAGAAGUCCCUAAGUGCUGGUGACUACUUCUUGGAGAAGGACCCAGCAACAGGCAUCUGUAAUUUCUUCUACGACAGCGCCCCCAGUGGCAGCUACGGGACCAUGACGUAUUUGUCCAAAGCUGUGGUCACAUAUAUCCAAGACUUCCUCCCCAACACCAGCUGCAUCAUGCAGUAA